AUGAACCCCCCGAGCUACGCCCACUCGCCCCCCCUUCACCACCCCGUCCCGCAACAUGUAUCGUCCGUUCCACAACUACGAUCGCCUCCUCCACCGGUGCCCUCUCAGCCGCAGCAACCGGGCUAUGGCAACCCCUACCAGCAGCAACCGCAGCACGGCGGCGCGACGGGGAACGCCUGGGGACAAUACGGGCAGUUUAUGAAUGAUCCCACGGCCCAGGUUGCAGCUCAGUUUGGACAGACGGCUUUUAAGCAUGGGCAGGAAUACCUCGAACAAAACGUCAACCGGUGGUUUAAUUUCGCGACGCUUAAACCGUACUUCCAAGUCACGAACUCCUAUGUGGUGAACAAACUGUUUCUGGUACUCUUCCCUUGGCGACAUAAGCCUUGGUCACGGAAGCAGGCACCUGGUCCUAAUGGCCAGGAUGGGUGGUAUCUUCCUCCCCGCGAUGAUAUCAACAGCCCAGACAUGUAUAUACCGGUUAUGGCUGUUGUUACUUAUGUUCUUCUAUCGACCCUGAUCGCGGGCCUGCGAGGAGACUUCCAGCCAGAAUCACAGCUCCUCGACCUAAUCGCAUACUCGGGCUAUAAAUUCGUCGGCAUGAUCGUCACCAUCGCCCUCGCUCAGCUAGCUAGCGGCGGUCAGGGCACCGGAGGAUGGGUAGGCUGGCUUGUUUUCAGCUACACGUUCCUCGCCAACUCUCUCUUCUUGAUGCGCUCUCUCAAGUAUGUCCUUCUACCAGAGAGUUCCAGCAACAGUGGCGGGCCGAUGCAGACGGAUUCGCGGGCGAAGAGGAGCCAGAGGACCCAGUUUCUUUUUGCCUACUCUUAUCUUGUACAGCUGGUCUUCAUGUGGAUGUUGACCCGGGCAUAA
This is a messenger RNA of Scedosporium apiospermum, 873 nucleotides long. RefSeq lists its product as uncharacterized. The coding region runs from base 1 to 873 and encodes 290 amino acids. Gene Ontology annotation, biological process: endoplasmic reticulum to Golgi vesicle-mediated transport. The transcript is spliced from 4 exons. Lineage: Eukaryota; Fungi; Ascomycota; Sordariomycetes; Microascales; Microascaceae. Gene Ontology annotation, cellular component: endoplasmic reticulum-Golgi intermediate compartment; COPII-coated ER to Golgi transport vesicle; Golgi membrane. The record is from RefSeq and is a predicted model, not a curated record.